AUGUAGGCUCUUCCCCAAGUUUAUCCCUAAAAUCCUCUACUCUCACCUUAGCUCUAAACUCUUCAAUGGUUAACUCAAUUGAAUCCCUACUAGUAGGCUUUAUUGUUACCUCUACUUUCUUAAAACACUCCUCUCCAAUCACCUUUGUUUAUGUCUGCUAAGGAGGAUGAAGUAAUUCCUUAAAUUAAUAAAGAAUCUCUCUUCUCCCUCAACCAUCUCCAACAAUCCCCCCUCUCUUACUGCCUUAAUGAUAACCAAAUGACUGAAUCAACUCAAGAAAACUCACCUAAGCUUGCUUAUUAUAAUCUCGGAUUAGGAAUGAAUGACUGCUUCUCUUUGCAAGACAAGCCAAUUUAUGCCACCGCUAAUGUCUUAGCCAACAAUCUUCCAAACAUUUAGUUAAUUGCUCCUAUCUAAAAAAAAAUUAAGAAGCAAAAAAGUAACAAUUCUGCUAAAAAAGCUGAUAGCGAUAACGUCCUUACAAAUAUCCGCAAAGAAAGUUGCGACAGUGUUAUCCAAAGCAGCGGAUUUAAAAGCCCAACCCUCUCUUCCAAUAAAUUAAAUGCUAGCAACAGCUUAAACCUCAAUGAUGACAAGAAUAUAAUACACAUUAACUUCACUAAAAAUCUAUUGAAGUCAUUCCGUCGCUACUGCGAAUAUUAUCACAAAAAUAACUAACAAUUGCUUUAAUAGAUCAAAACUGAUUUCGAAACCAAUCACAUGAAUAAUCAACUCCUUGUUCACUUCAUGACAAGCCAAGUUACCUAAGAGUACUUCUAGAUGUUUGUUGAUGGUCCUGCUUAAAAAUGGGUAAAAGAAUAAAGCCGUCUUAAAAAGUAAGAUCAACAAUUAGAGCUCAUCGAAAUCUGCAGAUAACGUCUUUUUGAUAAGAUUAAAGUUAAGAAAUACUGCGAUACUGUAUCUAACCCUAUAUAAAUUGAAGACAACUUAAGCUGCUAAUCUCCUGCUAUGAGCCCUACUGCUAUCCCCUCAGCUCAUCCCCUUAAGAAAUCUUCCUCUUUGACUGCUCGCCCUAUCUUCAGUUAAAUUGGUAGCGCCAACCAACCAGCUGCUGUAAAAUCUGCAUUAAGCUCCUCAUCUUCAGAAUCAUCUGAGUCUUCAUAUGAAGAUGAAAUAAUUGAUUAAAAAAAUAAUCAAUCCAGUAAUAAUCGUAAAGAAGAAUGCGAUCUUGAAGAAGAAAGUGACAGCUCCUAAUCUAGAUAAAUUAGAAACGAAAAUACUUAGAGUAUCAAUAAAGAGAAUAAUGUACUCUAGGAGUCAUUUGAAGUGAAAAAUGAAGAAAUUGAAAAUUCCAUAAAAAUAGAAGAUGGAUUUUGA
This is a messenger RNA of Tetrahymena thermophila SB210, 1338 nucleotides long. RefSeq lists its product as hypothetical. The record is from RefSeq and is a predicted model, not a curated record. The transcript has a single exon. NCBI's taxonomy places the organism in Eukaryota, Ciliophora, Oligohymenophorea, Hymenostomatida, Tetrahymenidae.